Acanthosepion pharaonis is the source of this 963-nucleotide messenger RNA. The record is from the annotation of a GenBank genome assembly. Lineage: Eukaryota; Metazoa; Mollusca; Cephalopoda; Sepiida; Sepiidae.
AUGUCUUUUUUUCUCCUUUUUGUGAUAUUUUCCUAUUUUCCUUUCUUUCUUUCAACAAUUCAUCGCUUCUACUUCUUUUUCUUCUUCAUUUCUUCCCAUUAUUAUCAUGUUUUUCCACAAAUUUCUUUUUUCUCUUUUCUUCUUCGUUUUUUUUUUCUUAAUAUUUCAUAUUCUUUUUCGUUUCUUCUUUAUUUAUUUCUCAAUUUACUCCUUUAUUUUGUUUGGUUUUCGAUUUUUUUUUCUUACUUCCUCUUUUUCCCGCAUAAUGCUGAUAACGAAUCUGUUCGGAAUAUACAGCUUCUGUGCGAAAAGAGAGCACUGGAAAGCUUUCGCCUCUCCCCAGACCAAUGGGGUGUAAAUGUGAAACCGUUGUCUGGUUCCCCAGCUAACCUUGCUGUCUACACAGCUGUCGUCGGGCCUCAUGGUCGCCUUAUGGGACUGGACUUUCUCGAUGGUGGUCACAUGACACACGGGUUCAUGAACUUAAAAAAGAAAAUGUCGUCGUCUUCGAUUUUUUUUGAAUCCUUGCCUUACAAGGUCGACCAGAAAACUGGAUAUAUUGACUACGAUAUUUUGGAACGUAAUGCCCGUCUAUUUAAGCCGGCGUUAAUCAUAGCAGGGGCAACCUGUUAUCCCCGCCAUUUAGAUUAUAUUCGUUUCCGUCAAAUAGCCAAUGAAGUAGAUUGUCUUUUAAUGGCAGACAUGGCACACAUCAGUGGUCUUGUUGCAGCAGGGGUUGUGCCAAGCCCCUUUGAUCAUUGUGAUAUUGUUACUACCACCAGUCACAAAUCCUUGAGAGGACCCAUGGCUGGAAUGAUCUUUUACAAAAAAGGUACGAAUGUCUCUCUCUCUCUCUCCCAAUCUCUCUCUCCUCUAUCUCUCCCCUCCCUCCCUCCUCUAUCUCUCAUAUGUUUUUUUUUUUUUGCUUUGGCUAUCAAGAAAAGUAUCCGUUUAACUCUAUGA